Molecule: messenger RNA, 1032 nt
Organism: Zingiber officinale
Lineage: Eukaryota; Viridiplantae; Streptophyta; Magnoliopsida; Zingiberales; Zingiberaceae
Product: mitogen-activated protein kinase 9-like
Exons: 5
Coding region: 1-1017 (338 amino acids)
Biological process (GO): protein phosphorylation; intracellular signal transduction
Cellular component (GO): cytoplasm; nucleus
Molecular function (GO): ATP binding; MAP kinase activity
Source: RefSeq, a predicted model, not a curated record
AUGCUAGACAAUGAAUUCUGCACAGAAUAUGGUGAAGGGAGCCGGUAUCAUGUGCAAGAGGUUAUUGGAAAAGGAAGCUAUGGGGUAGUCGGGGCUGCAAUCGACACCCACACCGGAGAGAGGGUGGCCAUCAAGAAGAUCAAUGACGUCUUUGAACAUGUGUCUGAUGCCACUCGAAUUUUGAGAGAGAUCAAGUUGCUUAGGCUGCUAUGCCACCCUGACAUUGUACAAAUUAAGCAUAUAAUGCUUCCUCCAUCGCGAAGGGAAUUCAAAGACAUUUCCGUUGUUUUUGAGUUAAUGGAAUCAGAUCUUCAUCAGGUUAUAAAGGCAAAUGAUGAUCUCACACCUGAACACCACCAAUUCUUCUUGUACCAGCUUCUAAGAGCGCUUAAGUAUAUCCAUGCAGGCAAUGUUUUUCACCGAGAUUUGAAGCCAAAGAACAUUCUCGCCAAUUCAGACUGCAAACUGAAAGUUUGUGAUUUCGGUCUUGCCAGAGUAGCAUUCAAUGAUGCUCCAUCAGCUAUAUUUUGGACUGACUAUGUGGCUACAAGGUGGUAUCGUGCUCCUGAAUUAUGUGGCUCAUUUUUUUCUAAAGUAAGAUGGUUUGUAGCUUCUGGUCCUACAGUUGUUAUCUAUAAAACACUGCUAAUGACAGAAAGCGGAGUAGACCGCUUUAAGCGGCAAUUUGCUCAUCUUGAAGAGCAUUGUGGUAAUAAAGGUGAUACCAACGUUGCUAUUCGACAGAAUGCCUCUUUACCAAGGGAGAGAGUUGGUGCCAAUAGAGACAGAGCUGCAGAUGACAAUAAUCGAUAUGAAGGACACUCUACUCUUGAAAGUCAUACUAGAUCACAGAGUGGGGAGAGGUUGGAUCAGCCGCCAGUCACUGAUGUAAACAGAUCAAAGAUUGGUGCACGUAGCUUGUUGAAGAGUGAAAGCAUCAGUGCCUCCAAGUGUGUAGUGGUCAAGCAAAGAAAGGAUAAAGAAAUAAGUGCACUUAAGGAUAAAGAAUUAGCAUGAUGCAUUGGGUUUAUG